AAUUUUUUUCUUUUGUUCAAGAAAAGUAAUAAAAAUAAAAAAAAUAAAAUCUAAAAAAUGGAAUCCGAUGAAGCAGUUAUCUAUAAAUUAUGGCGUAUACGUAAAACCGUCAUGCAAUUAUGCAAUGAUCGUGGAUAUCUUGUAACACGUGAUGAAAAAGAACAAACAUUGGAUCAAUUUAAAGAACAAUAUGGUGAUAAACCAAGCGAAAAUCAUCCAUCACGUAGUGAUUUAAUCGUACUGGUUUCACAUAUGAAUGAUCCAACUGAUCAAAUGUUUGUAUUCUUUCCGGAUGAACCAAAAAUCGGCAUAAAAACGGUCAAAAAUUAUUGUCAACGUAUGCAAGAAGAAAAUAUAACACGUGCUAUGAUUGUAGUACAACAAGGAAUGACACCAUCAGCUAAACAGGCAUUAGUGGAUAUGGCACCAAAAUAUAUUCUUGAACAAUUUUUAGAAUCUGAAUUAUUGAUCAAUAUAACUGAACAUGAAUUAGUACCACAACAUAUUAUAUUGAAUGUAGAAGAAAAAGCUGAACUAUUAGCACGUUAUAAAUUGAAAGAAAGUCAAUUGAUGAGAAUACAAGCUAGCGAUCCGGUUGCACGUUAUUAUGGAUUGAAACGUGGCCAAGUAGUAAAAAUCAUACGACCAUCAGAAACGGCUGGACGUUAUAUUUCUUAUCGGCUAGUUGUAUAGAAAAAUUAAUCAUUUGUUUUUUUCAUCACAAUUUAAAAAUCUGAAAUCAUCAUUUCAUUUAAUCAU
This is a messenger RNA of Dermatophagoides farinae (American house dust mite), 759 nucleotides long. RefSeq names its product DNA-directed RNA polymerases I, II, and III subunit Rpb5 (gene Polr2E). Gene Ontology annotation, biological process: transcription by RNA polymerase II; transcription elongation by RNA polymerase I; tRNA transcription by RNA polymerase III. Gene Ontology annotation, cellular component: RNA polymerase III complex; RNA polymerase II, core complex; RNA polymerase I complex. Gene Ontology annotation, molecular function: DNA binding. The record is from RefSeq and is a predicted model, not a curated record. Lineage: Eukaryota; Metazoa; Arthropoda; Arachnida; Sarcoptiformes; Pyroglyphidae.